This is a messenger RNA of Rubroshorea leprosula, 3597 nucleotides long. NCBI's taxonomy places the organism in Eukaryota, Viridiplantae, Streptophyta, Magnoliopsida, Malvales, Dipterocarpaceae. The record is from the annotation of a GenBank genome assembly.
CUCAGCAUCCACUAAUUCCAACCCUAAACGACGACAGCUAAACUUUUUAGGCGGGCUGCUGACAUGCACACUAUUAUUUGUUACGCCACUUGUUGUCUUCCCAUUGGUUGACUUUAACGGUCAAACAUCACAUGCGCCAAACGUCCCUUCCCUCCUUCAACGGCAGUUAGGCAACAGCCACCAUCUUCAAAUUUCCCUGUUCCUUUUUAAUGCAUGGUGCUGCUUUCGCUAAUUCCAUCGCUCAGUUCUUGAUUCACUCUGAGUCAAGUUGAAAUGGGGUUUUCGAAAUUUUCCAAAUUCAGUUUCCUCUUCUUGAUUAGCAUUCUGUUCGUGGGUGCCUCUCAAGAGGGUACUGAUGAUCCAAUUGCCAAGGAUCGAGCUUCCUUGGUUUCGUUCAUGGCGGGCAUUGUGUUAGACCCAAAACAUGCUCUUGGGAAUUGGGACCCCAAGAACGUUCAUGUCUGUGAUUGGCUCGGGGUUCACUGCGACAAUGAUCGGAAUCAAGUGGUGCAACUUAAUCUCUAUGGAAAGUUACUCCGUGGCACCCUUUCACCUUCUCUUGCCAAUCUUUCGUCUUUACAGAUUCUUAAUCUGUCCAUGAAUUUCUUCGAAGGUCGAAUCCCGGAAGAGCUGGGGUCUCUAGUUCAGCUCAAGAAAAUUAGUUUAUCAUCGAACCUUCUCGAGGGGAAAAUCCCAGUUGAGUUGGGUCGUCUUCAACAAUUAGUUUUCCUAGAUUUUGGGAGUAACAGGCUGGUGGGUGAGAUUCCGAGGCCAAUUUUCUCCAAUCUUACGUCCUUAAAAGUUCUUGAUUUUUCGAGCAACUUCCUUGAAGGACGAAUUCCGGUAGAACUGGGUUCUCUGUUGCAGCUUAGACAACUCAGUUUAGCAUGGAAUCUUCUUGAGGGGGAAAUCCCAACCGAGUUGGGUCAUCUUCAUAAAUUACAAUACAUUAAUUUACAGAGUAACAGGCUCACGAGAGAGAUUCCAGCAGCACUCUUCUGCAAUGGGUCUAAUGCUUUGCAGUAUGUAGAUCUCUCUAACAAUUCUCUCAGUGGGGAAAUACCACUGAGAAAUGAGUGUGAGCUCCGAGAAUUGAGGUAUUUGUUACUUUGGUCCAACAGAUUGGUGGGAAAAGUUCCUCGAGCCCUUUCCAACUCUACAAAACUCAGAUGGCUGGAUCUUGAAUCAAAUAAGCUAACGGGGGAACUGCCAUCUGAUGUUAUAAGUAAAAUGCCGCAGCUGCGGAUCCUCUACUUGUCAUGCAACCAUUUUGUCAGUCAUGAUGAGAACACCAACCUCGAACCCUUUUUUGCUUCUUUGGUUAAUUCAUCUAACUUUAAGGAACUACAAUUAGCAGGGAAUAAGCUUGGUGGGGAGAUACCUACUAUUAUUGGUGAUCUUUCUACCAAUGUUACGGAGAUUCAUCUGGGUGACAAUCUGAUAUAUGGGUCCAUUCCUCCUCAUAUUUCUAACCUUGUCAAUGUCAGCUUCUUGAACCUGUCUAGCAACCUUUUGAAUGGAACCAUUCCACCUGAACUCUGCAGGAUGCAAAAUCUAGAGAGGGUCUAUCUGUCAGAUAAUCUUCUAUCCGGUGACAUUCCAGCUGUUUUGGGAGAUAUCCCUCACCUGGGUCUUCUGGAUUUAUCCAAGAACAAGCUUUCAGGGAUAAUUCCAGAUAGCUUUGCUAACCUGCCCCAGCUGAGGAGACUUCUGCUCCAUGACAAUCAGCUUUCAGGAAAGAUCCCACCGAGUCUAGGAAAAUGGGUAAACCUGGAGAUUUUAGACCUCUCUCACAAUAGAAUUUCUGGGACGAUUCCCAGUGAAAUUGUAGGAUUGAGGAGCUUGAAGUUGUACCUGAACUUGUCUUGCAAUCUGCUCCAUGGGCCCUUGCCACUAGAGCUAAGCAAAAUGGAUAUGGUGCUGGCAAUUGAUCUUUCUUUGAACAAUCUCUCUGGUACAAUCCCUUCACAACUUGGAAGUUGCAUUGCUCUAGAGUCUCUCAACCUUUCAGGAAAUCUUCUUGACGGUCCCCUGCCGGCUUCAAUAGGGCAGUUGCCUUAUCUGAAAAAGAUAGAUGUGGCUUCAAACCAAUUGACUGGAGGCAUACCACAAACUUUUCAGGCAUCAUCAUCUCUGAAAGAGCUAAACUUCUCUUUCAACAAGUUUUCUGGGAAUGUCUCAAGCAAGGGGGCAUUUUCAUUGCUGACAAUCAACUCUUUCCUGGGAAAUGAAGGCCUUUGUGGAUCAAUAAAAGGCAUGCCAAGCUGCAGGAAGAAACGUUUUUUGCAUUCAGUUCUUUUGCCAAUCCUCCUGUUAUUCUUUGUUACUCCUGUAUUUUGUAUACCUCUGGUGCUUAGAUCAAGGUUCAGAAGAAGACUGGAAAUAUUCAGUGAAGGGGACUUGGAAGAUGAGGAAAAAGAAAUUAGGAAAGAGCUCAAGUACCCAAGAAUCUCAUACCACCAACUCAUUGAAGCCACUGGAGGGUUCAGCCCUUCCAGCUUGAUUGGUUCAGGUAGGUGUGGUCACGUAUACAAAGGAACUCUUCCGGACAACACAAGAAUAGCCGUGAAGGUUUUGGACGUGAAGAAAGCUGGAGAACUAUCAGGGAGUUUCAGGAGGGAAUGUCAAGUCCUAAGGAGGACAAGGCACCGAAAUUUGAUCAGGAUCAUUAAAAUCUGCAGCAGGCAAGACUUCAAGGCUCUUGUCCUUCCUCUGAUGUCAAAUGGGAGCCUGGAGAGGCAUCUAUAUCCAAGUCAUGGAUUAAACCGUGGCUUGGAUUUAAUCCAGUUGGUGAGCAUCUGCAACGAUGUAGCUGAAGGAGUGGCCUAUUUGCACCAUCACUCGCUAGUUAAAGUUGUGCACUGUGACCUUAAACCCAGCAAUAUUCUUCUUGAUGAUGACAUGACUGCUCUGGUAACAGAUUUUGGGAUUGCAAAGUUGGUUAAAGGCAUUGAUGAGAGUAUAUCUCCAGAUGAUUCAAUGUCCUUUAGCUCAACGGAUGGCUUGUUAUGUGGAUCUGUUGGCUACAUAGCUCCUGAGUAUGGAUUAGGCAAACGUGCUUCAACUCAGGGUGAUGUAUACAGUUUUGGGGUCCUUCUGCUGGAAAUUGUCACAGGAAGGCGCCCAACUGACGUUCUCUUCGAUGAAUGUGCAAGCUUGCAUGAAUGGGUGAAAAGUCACUAUCCAUACCGGCUUGAACCCAUUGUAGAACAAGCAUUGACCAGGUGCUGCCCCACAGGGAUGCCUGCUUGUUAUGACCAAAUCUGGAGAGACGUUAUCCUGGAGUUAAUUGAACUUGGCCUUAUUUGCACACAAUACAACCCUGCAACAAGACCAACCAUGAUAGACGUAGCAAAUGAAAUGGGCGGACUGAAGCAGUAUCUCUCUACUCCUUCCUCCAUGCUGAUUGAAGAAGCUCCUCCAAAGGCUGCUGCUUUCUGAUCAUGGAAAAGAGAUGGAAACGGCCUUUUAGUUUCCAAAUUUUCAAUAAAAGUUGAUCAUUGUAUUCAUUUGUUUGAUUACCAUUUCCCCUCUUUUUUUCUUGGUGAAACUGUAAUCAGCAAUUCACUUUAAACUCAAUAAAAUACAUGUCAAUAA